Molecule: messenger RNA, 1329 nt
Organism: Linum trigynum
Lineage: Eukaryota; Viridiplantae; Streptophyta; Magnoliopsida; Malpighiales; Linaceae
Source: the annotation of a GenBank genome assembly
AUGGCGCAAGUUGGGAACGAUGAUGUUGGUAAUGGAGAUCGUGAUGAAGAUCUAGCAGCGAGAGCACUCGAGAUGCAAGGAGCUCGAGGAAGGGAGAAACAUUUACAAGGGAAAUACAUAGGGCAGUUGGUUUUUUGGAUUCUUGGAUUUGGAUCCAUCAUUGCAUGGAACGCCAUGCUAGCAAUCGGAGAUUACUACUAUGAUCUCUUCCCGGAUUACCAUCCUGCCAGGGUUUUCACCCUUGUCUACCAACCCUUCGCGCUUGGAACAAUGGCGAUUCUAACUUACAACGAGGCAAGGAUCAACACAAGAAAGCGGAACAUAGUGGGCUACCUAUUGGCUUCUGCCAGCACUUUGAUGCUGCUUCUUCUGGAUCUUGCCACUUCAGGCAAGGGAGGGAUCGGACCUUUCGUAGGAAUCUGUGCCGUCGUUGGAAUCUUCGGAGUCGCAGAUGUCCAGGUGAACGGCGGGAUGGUCGGUGACCUGUCUCUGAUGUGCCCUGAAUUCAUCCAGUCCUACUAUGCUGGCAUGGCUGCAUGUGGCGCCAUGACCGCAGGCUUAAGGUUGAUCACGAAAGCCGCUUUUGAAAAUGCUAGUUAUGGCCUUCGCAAUGGAGUUCUUUUGUUUAUGGCGAUCUCGACAUCCAUGGAAUUCCUCUGUUUUUUGCUCUACGCAUUCUACUUACCCAAAAUCCCCAUAGUUAAUUACUACCGCAAUAAAGCGUCCAUGGAAGGAUCCAAGACGGUGUCAGCUGACCUUAAGGCUGCUGGCAUACACACACCAACUACCAAUCAGGGAGAAAGAGGCUCCAAACCACAUGUUCGACUAAGCAGCAAAGAGUUACUAAUUCAGAACAUGGAUUACGCAACAGUCUUGUUUCUUGUUUACAUGCUGACGCUGUCAAUCUUUCCUGGAUUCAUCUCGGAAAACACCGGCACCCAUCGUUUGGGUUCCUGGUACAUGCUAGUUCUAAUUGCAAUGUUCAACAGCGGGGAUCUGUUAGGGCGCUAUGUCAUUCUAGUGGAACGGAUUAAGCUGAGGUCACGCAGGGGACUGAUGAUGGCAGCCCUAGCUCGAUUCCUGCUCGUCCCUGCAUUUUAUUUCACGGCCAAGUAUGGUGACAAAGGAUGGAUGAUUGCUCUCACUCUGCUGCUAGGCCUCACAAACGGCUACCUCACGGUUUGCGUCAUGACCUCGGCGCCCAAGGGUUACAAGGGUCCGGAGCAGAAUGCAUUGGGGAAUCUGCUUGUAUUCUUCUUGUUGGUUGGUAUAUGCGUCGGGGUCGUGCUAGACUGGAUGUGGCUAAUUGGUAAAAAGAAUGCAUUUUGA